Molecule: messenger RNA, 653 nt
Organism: Armigeres subalbatus
Lineage: Eukaryota; Metazoa; Arthropoda; Insecta; Diptera; Culicidae
Exons: 2
Coding region: 155-586 (143 amino acids)
Source: RefSeq, a predicted model, not a curated record
ACAACCCAUUCGAGAUGCGAGACCGCGUAGCGUCGAACGCUCCCUUCUUUUGUUGAUUUAUUUCGGCGUUCGGGUUCAAAAUGUAGUGACCGAAACCGUUCCGGGCAGUGUCCUGCGAGAUUCGCUACAGGUGUGUGCGGAGAUGUGAAGAACGAUGACGAUCGCUGGAGUUUGUGAUUUGGUGAAGUUGUUCUCGCUGCUGCUGGUGGUGUUACCGUUCUGCGAGAACGGUGGAGCAGUCCGGGCGAAGGCCAUCGGGAAUGUGACGUCGGAAGAAAUUGAUAAUGAAAUAAUUAUUAUUGUGUCGUCGUCGACGCAGCUGUCGAGCGUGGGAACCACCGAGGAGACGACAGUAAGGACAACAACGGACGGCAGUGUGCCAACGUUCGACCGGGACCAUGUGACACUGCGGGUACCGGACGAGCUGUUCGCGUCCAGUGCGAAUCUAACGCUUAAGUUGCGGGAUCUGAUUGGCGAUCUGUUGGUGAGAUCCGUCACCCGACUGGCCAAAAUGAUGCGGUUUUUCCAGCCCCUUUUCGGCGGUCAUCUCACGAUUGAAAUACCAAAAGAAUUGGAUAAAACCUAACGAAAAACCACGCCUAAUAGCUAGAUCAUUUUAUUAAAUAUCGUCCAGAAUAUAUCGAAUAAAAAGA